This is a messenger RNA of Angiostrongylus costaricensis, 868 nucleotides long. The record is from the annotation of a GenBank genome assembly. NCBI's taxonomy places the organism in Eukaryota, Metazoa, Nematoda, Chromadorea, Rhabditida, Metastrongylidae.
GCUGUCACUGGUGCUGUCGUGUCCGAUGUCGCUGGAGUUCUACCCAUUGGAUCGCCAAAAUUGUCUCAUAGAUCUAGCCUCAUAUGCGUAUACAACGCAAGACAUCAAGUACGAAUGGAAGGCCAGUAAUCCAGUGCAACAAAAGGACGGUUUGCGACAGUCGUUGCCGAGUUUCGAACUGCAAGACGUCGUGACCAAAUAUUGCACGAGUAAAACCAAUACGGGAGAGUACUCGUGUCUGCGUACUCAGAUGGUGCUACGUCGCGAGUUCAGCUAUUAUUUGUUGCAGCUCUAUAUUCCCUCGUUUAUGCUUGUCAUUGUCUCUUGGGUGUCCUUCUGGCUCGACAAAGAUUCGGUUCCGGCACGAGUGACGUUAGGUACGAGUUCCGGUAUCAACGCUAAGCUACCGCCGGCGAUUGAUGUGUGGAUCGGUGUGUGCUUGGCGUUUAUCUUUGGCGCUCUGCUCGAAUUCGCAUUGGUGAACUACGCCGCACGCAAGGAUAUGACGAGCUGCAGUCAGCGCGUGAUGAAGCAACUGCCACACGACUGCUAUCGACUCUUGUCGGCAAGUCAACCGAGGACGUCAUUCUGUUGCGGUGUAUUCGUGCAACGCUACAAAGAGCGCUCGAAACGGAUCGACGUCGUUUCCCGUCUGGUGUUCCCUAUUGGAUACGCCUGUUUUAAUGGUAGGUUCGCGACUUUUCAUUUAGUCGCGAACCUGCUGUCUGUGAAAUUCAUGACUUUCAGUGUUAUAUUGGGCUGUCUACCUGGUGUGAAGCAUGGCAAAUCUACUCACCGUGCGCUCUCCAUAAAAUUUUACUCGUCAUAUUCUCCUUCGUCCCUAAUCUUCGCUGUGGUGCCUUAUUAG